AUGUUUAGGCACCCUCCAGCUUCAUACCCUCUUUUCUACCGCCACAUGGGAAAAAUGUUAGGCAUGCUGACUAGACCUGUUGAGCUUUUUUGUAUUUCCAAUGAGAAGCUCAAUACAGUUGCCCCAGCUGAAUUGGAAGAUCUUCUUCUGGCCCACCCGUUGAUUCGUGAUGCUGCUGUUAUAGGAAUUCCUGACAAAAGAGCUGGCGAGUUGCCUCGAGCAUUCGUGGUUAGAGCAUCAGACAGCUUAACAGAAGAAGAUGUGAAAUUAUGGAUCAAAGAUAAAGUUUCACCGCACAAACAGCUCGCUGGAGGCGUUGAAUUUUUGCGAGAAAUCCCGAAAUCAGCUGCAGGAAAAAUCCUUCGACGAGUUCUACGCGAUCGAGUGACCUCAAAGCUUUAA
Molecule: messenger RNA, 402 nt
Organism: Strongylus vulgaris
Lineage: Eukaryota; Metazoa; Nematoda; Chromadorea; Rhabditida; Strongylidae
Source: the annotation of a GenBank genome assembly